Phasianus colchicus (ring-necked pheasant) is the source of this 2511-nucleotide messenger RNA. It is a transcript of the gene MPC2, whose product is annotated as mitochondrial pyruvate carrier 2. Gene Ontology annotation, cellular component: mitochondrial inner membrane. Gene Ontology annotation, biological process: pyruvate import into mitochondria. The record is from RefSeq and is a predicted model, not a curated record. NCBI's taxonomy places the organism in Eukaryota, Metazoa, Chordata, Aves, Galliformes, Phasianidae.
CGGCGGGUCGCGGGGGGACGGGGCCGCCGGCGGUGUGACCGAGCGGCACGCUGACACGCCGGUCGUCGGGGGUCUUCUCGUUGUGCAGACAUGGCGGCCGCUGUCACGGGGCUGCGCGCCUCCUACCACCGCCUGCUCGACCGCAUCGAGCUGAUGCUGCCGCCGCGGUUCCGGCCUUUCUACAACCACCCGGCCGGUCCCAAAACAGUCUUCUUCUGGGCACCUAUUAUGAAAUGGGGUUUGGUAUGCGCUGGAAUGGCUGAUAUGACCAGACCAGCAGAAAAGCUCAGCACAGCACAGUCUGCAGUGUUAAUGGCUACAGGCCUUAUUUGGUCAAGGUACUCUCUAGUUAUUAUUCCUAAAAACUGGAGCCUGUUUGCGGUGAACUUCUUUGUUGGCUGUGCUGGUGGUUCCCAACUCUUCCGAAUAUGGAGGUACAAUCAGGAGCUGAAAGCAAAACAACAAGAGCAACUACUGCAAAAAGAUGCCUAACUCCAUAGGUCAAGUCCAGCAACGCACAAACCCUUCCCCACGGGACCUAGCUUCACUAAUUUUAAUAUUUUUGUUCUCUCAGAAACUGAAAAGGAAAUCUGAAAGUCUAGAGAACAUGCAUUUUCUAAGUGCAAAUAACAAAGUAUCUCCAUACAUUUAAAUAAAAUGUGACCUUUUAAAUUUAAGUAAAAUUGUAUGUCUUAUGUCAGAGAACUUACAUUGUCUCUUUAAAAGAAGCUGAUUGUGGAUUAUGCCUUGAAUUACUUGUUGGGCCUUACCUUACCUGACUGCUGAACAGAGCCUGGUGUGACAUGGUAUUGAGACUGUUAGCCAGAAUCCCAGACAGAAAAAUACUUCCAUGUCACAGUGACACCUGUGUGGGGUUUUCACCCUACUUUAAAAUUGUUCCUUUUUUUUUCCUUCCAGUUUCUGCCAUCCUCCACAACUCAGGCUGAAAAUGCACACAUUUAGGUAUCUGGUUCUUGGGAAUGUGAAAAAUAAACAGCCAAAACAUCUGUUACUCACUUCUCACACCCUCCUUAAGUAUGUACAGAUUUUCUGUGAAGCUGUGCACUCAGGGAACUGACGUACGAUAUGUCAGUUCUCCAAAGCUUUGGAGGAGGUGGUCUGCUGCCGUCUGUGGCAUGUUAUGAAUGAAACCUUUGAAAGCCAACCUCUCUCCCUACUUAAUUUCCUGUAAAAGAAAAAAGUAACACUGUGAAACAGCUUCAGAGCAAAAGCUGUACGUUACAUUGCAGAAGUCCAUCUGUAUCAGGCAAUUGUGCUCAGAGCAUGGCAUCCAUCAGCUUCCCCUGGCAUGCUGUCAGAGACUCUUUCCUCCAAAGCUAUGAGCCUGUAGCCAGGGGAAAAAAAGAGAACUAAGUCAGAGCAGCUCCUUCUGUAUUCAGCUCUCAGUAAUAUGAAUGCCUUGAAUGAUGAAAUUGACAAUGGCUUCUUAUUCUCUCCUCUGCCGUACUUUGCCCAAUCCAAGUUGAGGUACCACUCCCACACGGCAAGGGUGGAGACAGGAGGAAACUGUCUGUAUUUAACAACAGCUGCAGCACCUUGCUGUGGCACUGAAAUCCUUGCGUUUCUCACCCCGUGUAAACUAUCUAGCAAAAAGUAUUAAUGCAGGACAGCAUUUUCUCUCCUUACAAGACACGUGCCUGAUAAAGCAUCAGAUACCCUUCUCCAGAGUCUGUCCUGCCUCUGAAAGCUGUCUGUCUCCCAGUUGGAUUCUGCUGGAGAUGUGUGCUGUAACCUCAAGCAUUUUCUCUUGCAUACCUUAGUUAUUCUAACUCAGUUCAUGUAGGCUAUCACCUCAAACAGUGAACUCUCCAGCUGUGUGUGUUUGCUGAGCUGACAGAAUGUCGGAUGACUGAAAAAUAUUGCCAGAAAGAGAGAUGGUAUAUUUCAGUCCCCCUCCCUUCCCAUUUCACGACGAGACUCAUCCAACAAACCAGAAUUGGGGGGUGGAGGAAAUAAGUGUAUUAAAAUAUUCACAAGAUUACAACAGAAAACGUGAAAGUCCAUUCAAGAAAAAAUAUCCAGGAUAACUUUCCAGAUGAGUCUGUAAAAGGAAAAGCACUAACCGUUGAUACACAGGAUCUUCACAUAGUCAGGCCAUGCAAUGCAUAUCUAGCUCCCUCACACAGAUUAUACACCUGUCUUACAGGUGUUUGUUCUCCCACAUACCUCCAAGAUGGAGGUUUAUGAAAAGUAUCCAGUCUAUAUUCCCAAUUAUAUUUACCACAUAAAAAGAGCUGCCAUUGUAGGGAGACAGAAAAGACUGCACAGCAGACUGAUUUCAAGAGGCAUUGAACGUGCAUUUUAGAGUGCAAAAACACCUUUAAAUGGAAGGAUUUAGUAGCCUUAGGGCAGUGAAGAGCAGGGAAAGAGAAGCCUCAGAAAAGUACAAGUCCUGAGCAUCAUUAUAUGACUUUGUAGUUUGUUACCUAAAUAUUAGCACCACAGGCCAAUGGCCACUGCCCAGAAGUCUUACCCACCUUUUCAGCUUUG